Molecule: messenger RNA, 174 nt
Organism: Colletotrichum abscissum
Lineage: Eukaryota; Fungi; Ascomycota; Sordariomycetes; Glomerellales; Glomerellaceae
Exons: 1
Source: RefSeq, a predicted model, not a curated record
AUGCCGACUCGGAGGGCCGCCGUCCUGCCGAGGUACGGACGCACGACGCGGUGGACGCCGAGCUCGACGGCCAGCUCCCCGGUCGCCGGCCGCCGGCGGGGCGCAGAAGCCUGCUAUUGGUGUCUGUGUUGCCGGGUGUUCCCGGUGGUCGGCGCGAUGUCAAGGACGAGAAGU